ACCAAGACUAGCCCCAGGAGAGAGGAGGGAUGGUGACACCUAUGGGAUUCACACAUUUCAAAUGCUGGAUGACAUUCAGAAGCUGAGGUUGGAAAUCAAUCACGUCAUGCCAGAUAUCCACAACCCCUUAAUGAAGGAGCAGAAUAAAAAUGUUGUGAGGAACAAGAGAUUCUUACGUGGGAAAAAGAAAUUCAACAUGGACCCAAACAAGGGUGUCCAUUACCUAGUGGAAAAUGAAUUGCUGGAAUGGCGAGCAGAGUCAGUGGCUGAGUUUCUUUACAAAGAGGAGGGACUGAACAAGACCGCCAUUGGCAACUUCUUGGGAGACAGGGAGGAAAUGCAUCUGCAGACACUGAAAGAGUUUGUGGGCCUGCAUGAAUUCUCCGACCUGAAUCUGGUGCAGGCGCUGAGACAGUUCCUCUGGAGCUUUCGUCUCCCGGGAGAAGCCCAGAAGAUUGACAGAAUGAUGGAGGCGUUUGCAACUCGCUACUGCGACUGUAACCCAGGGGUCUUUCAAUCCACGGACACAUGCUACAUCCUGUCUUUUGCCAUCAUUAUGCUCAACACAAGUCUCCACAACCCCAACGUGAAAGACAAACCCAAUCUGCAGCGAUUCAUUUCCAUGAACAGAGGAAUCAACCACGGAGAGGAUCUGCCCACAGAACUGCUCAUGAAACUUUAUGCAAGCAUCCGCAGCGAGCCAUUCAAAAUCCCUGAGGAUGAUGGGAACGACCUCACGCUGACGUUUUUUAAUCCAGACCGAGAAGGCUGGCUCCUUAAAAUGGGUGGGCGAGUUAAAACCUGGAAGAGGAGGUGGUUUAUUUUAACAGACAGCUGCUUGUACUACUUUGAAUACACCACAGAUAAAGACCCGAUAGGUAUUAUUCCUCUGGAGAACCUGUGUGUAAGGAGUCUACCAGACAACAACAAACAGUAUUGUCUGGAGUUAUAUAACCCUAAAGGACAAAAGAUCAAGGCCUGCAAGACGGAGAACAAAGGCAGAGUGGUGCAGGGCAAACAUCAGUCCUAUAAGCUGAGGGCCGCCGGAUCCGAAGAGCGGGACGCCUGGAUGGAUGCGAUCAGGACAUGCAUCACCAAAGAUCCGUUUUAUGACCUGGUUUCUCUGCGAAAGAGGAAGGUCACAGGCAACACCUCCUGAUAGGACUGAAACACAAGGCAUUGGAGGAAAAGUAUUUUAAUCCUGCAUGAUGUGUGAAUACAUUUGUAUAGAUGAAUCGCCCUGUGAAGUUGCCAAACGUGAAUAGCAAAGCGUUUCUCAGAAAGGUUCAAAUUGGGAAGUAACAUUUGUUGAAGUGUAAAAUGUUGGUUAACUAUUUUUGGCGUGUGAUUUUGAGUCUUGACCUUACUUCUGCAAACUGCAUGCACUACUGCACAGACUUCAGGGAAUGCUAGUCCUACUGACAAACAUCUGCUACCAGAGAAGUGAUCGAAGGAAGGCUUGAUAGUGUCCUAAAAGUAAAACUGAACAGGCCUACUGGGUGCAGGUCCAUGGCCCCUACGACCAAAACUCUUCAUCAAGUGACCGUGAACUUCUAUUGCAAAAUAAUCUAUAAAAUAUGUCCAAAACCAUAACAAAGUGAAGAGAAUGAAGAAAAAACAUGGAAUACAACCAGGAUAAGAUGAAAGAUUACCUAAAAAUAUAUAAAUGGUAAAUGGACUGUACUUAUAUAGCACUUUAUCCAGUCUUUACGACCCCUCAAAGCGCUUUACAUGCUACAUGUCGUUCACCCAUUCACACCCAUUCAUACAGAGCAGUGUACCUUACUCUAGGACCUAACAUGCAUACACAUUCACACACCGUUGGCCAUGGCAUCGGGAGCAACUCAGGGUUAAGUAUCUUGCCCAAGGAUACAUCGACAUGUUGACUGCAUGGGCUGGGAUCGAACCCACAACCUUCUGGUUGAAAGACGACCGCACUCCCUCGCAGCCACAGUCGCCCCAUUACAAUGGAAAACAUGGAAAACAUCCACUAAGAGACAAAUUAAUACAAAAAGAAGAACUCAAAGGGACAACACGGAGGUGUAAAGUUGGUAGGGGAAAUGGAUGCGAGCAUUCACAAUGUGUUUUAACAAGAUGCAAAUAAACUGCAAACAUUGUAAAAAGUUCUAAAAAGAUAUAUAAAACAAGCAACAAAGACCAACAGGCCAAAUAAAAGAAAGAAACUAAGAAUAAAA
Molecule: messenger RNA, 2195 nt
Organism: Notothenia coriiceps (black rockcod)
Lineage: Eukaryota; Metazoa; Chordata; Actinopteri; Perciformes; Nototheniidae
Product: cytohesin-3-like
Exons: 12
Coding region: 62-1159 (365 amino acids)
Biological process (GO): regulation of ARF protein signal transduction
Molecular function (GO): guanyl-nucleotide exchange factor activity
Source: RefSeq, a predicted model, not a curated record